Messenger RNA from Colletotrichum orchidophilum, 1641 nucleotides. RefSeq lists its product as uncharacterized. The transcript has 5 exons. The record is from RefSeq and is a predicted model, not a curated record. Bases 1 to 1641 code for a protein of 546 amino acids. Lineage: Eukaryota; Fungi; Ascomycota; Sordariomycetes; Glomerellales; Glomerellaceae.
AUGGGCCCUAAAUCUGAAUUCAAGUUCAUCACCGUCGAGGCUACUGAAGGGGAUUUCCAAGGGAAUUUCCAACCUGCAAGCAAAUCCACCCGCAGCCAUGCCAUCCGAACGGCCAUUCAAAAGGGUCAGUCCGAGCUGGGUACCUCGACGGCCCUCACGUCCCAGGAUACCAUCAAGCAGAAGGCCCAGUUGAAGGGACGAUUCAGAGUGGCAGGCAAACCCGUCAGGUCGAAAAGGUCCAAGAGCAAACAGCAUCAACAAGACCGCCGUUCUCAUGUAUCUCCAUCGGACAUUGCUGAGUUUCUGCACCAAGCAUCGCUGCCACCCUGGGUUCAGAGACUCGGGAGCGAUAGCGCUGACCCCUUCAACACGCUGCCCAUCCCAAGUAGCCCUUGCGUAGAUUCUUUAGUCAGAUAUUUCACCACCAGGUUCAAUCUCAACUCCACCACCAUCGACACGCAGAGACCAUGGUUCCCCUACGCCAUGCAGAGCGCACUCAUCAUGCGCGUCACGCUCGCGCUGGCAGCAGAGUUCCUGACCGCCACCAUGCCUAUGCUCGACGUCAAGCUUCAGCGGGAGGGGUACCAGCAAAAGGGCGAGGCGAUGCGCAUCAUCCGAGAUCGCCUGGGGUCGCAGGAGUCGGCUCGGAGUGCAAGCCAUGAUCUCUCUGUUCUUGCCGGCGUGGCCAUGUUGGGAAGCGUUGAAGCCUUUCAAGGUCACUUCUCAGCGGCCAAUGUCCACUUGACGGGACUUCACGCCAUGAUUGAAGCUCGUGGCGGGCCGGACACGAUCAAGCACGACUACAUCCUCUGCCGCUGCAUCAACUGGAUCGACAUCCAAGUAGCCUCGGGUCUCGGGAGAGUCCCAAAGUUCCCCAUGUUCCACACCCUCGCCCAGGUCUCCCUCCCUCCCUCCGUCGUGCAUCGCGCCAUGACGCCCUCCCUGCGCCACCUGGAGACGCUCGGCGGCCACAACCCCGACGAGAGCGACGAGCCGCGCGACAUCUUUGUGGCGCUGCGGCAGGCGAUCCUCUCGCAGGCUGGCGGGGGCGGCGGCGGCGGCGCCACGGGUGUGGCCGUGUCCGCGGACACCAUCAGGAUCGUAAUGAACACGGCCGACAGCGCGAUUCUGCACUUUUUAUACGUGGAGCGUCGGACGGCGACACCCGUGCAGAAGCGGUUCCUGGUCCUGGUCUCGGCCGCCCACGUCUUUCUCUAUACCGUUCUGCGCGAGAUUCCGACGACGGGCCACAUGGUGCGCGUUCUCGUCGGGAGGAUGCGCGACGCCCUGGAGGAGGCGGACGCCAUUGCGCUCAUCUGGGUCUCUCACGACGCUGCCCUCUUGUGGGUUCUGUUUGUGGGCGUCGUCGGAUCCGGAACCACCGAGGACCGAGCGUGGUUCGCGGCGAGGUUACAUAGCUUGCUGGAACGGGCCGGGGGUAUGUUGCCGCCGGAGCGAUGUAGGCGCGAGAACCUGCAGCAGCUCCUUUCCGGCUUCCUCUGGCGAGAUAAGCAUUGUUUACCCGUCUUGGAUGAGGUCUGGGCGUCGUGGGAACGUCAACGCCAACGCGGCCAAGGCGGCUGCGGUGAUGGUGGUGGUGAUGGUGAUGGUGAUGGUGGUGUUGGUGUUGGUGUCACGUAG